Hydractinia symbiolongicarpus is the source of this 843-nucleotide messenger RNA. Its product is annotated as dynein heavy chain-like. The transcript has a single exon. The record is from RefSeq and is a predicted model, not a curated record. Bases 1 to 843 code for a protein of 280 amino acids. NCBI's taxonomy places the organism in Eukaryota, Metazoa, Cnidaria, Hydrozoa, Anthoathecata, Hydractiniidae.
AUGUACAGUAAUCCUUCAUCACUUUACAUCCUUUUUUACAUUCUAAACUACAUAAAAGGAUAUAAUACUGUACAAUUUAUUACACAAUAUACUACAUCAUAUACUAUACAAUAUACUACAUCAUAUACCAUCCAAUAUACUACAUCAUAUACCAUGCAAUAUACUACAUCAUAUACCAUGCAAUAUACUACAUCAUAUACUAUACAAUAUACUACAUCAUAUACCAUGCAAUAUACUACAUCAUAUACCAUGCAAUAUACUACAUCAUAUACUAUACAAUAUACUACAUCAUAUACCAUCCAAUAUACUACAUCAUAUACCAUGCAAUAUACUACAUCAUAUACCAUGCAAUAUACUACAUCAUAUACUAUACAAUAUACUACAUCAUAUACCAUGCAAUAUACUACAUCAUAUACCAUGCAAUAUACUACAUCAUAUACUAUACAAUAUACUACAUCAUAUACCAUGCAAUAUACUACAUCAUAUACCAUGCAAUAUACUACAUCAUAUACUAUACAAUAUACUACAUCAUAUACCAUGCAAUAUACUACAUCAUAUACUAUACAAUAUACUACAUCAUAUACCAUCCAAUAUACUACAUCAUAUACCAUGCAAUAUACUACAUCAUAUACCAUGCAAUAUACUACAUCAUAUACUAUACAAUAUACUACAUCAUAUACCAUGCAAUAUACUACAUCAUAUACCAUGCAAUAUACUACAUCAUAUACUAUACAAUAUACUACAUCAUAUACCAUGCAAUAUACUACAUCAUAUACCAUGCAAUAUACUACAUCAUAUACUAUACAAUAUACUACAUCAUAUACUAUACAAUAUACUACAUAA